This is a messenger RNA of Westerdykella ornata, 1582 nucleotides long. RefSeq lists its product as uncharacterized. Lineage: Eukaryota; Fungi; Ascomycota; Dothideomycetes; Pleosporales; Sporormiaceae. The transcript is spliced from 3 exons. The coding region runs from base 1 to 1227 and encodes 408 amino acids. The record is from RefSeq and is a predicted model, not a curated record.
AUGCUUGGCGUUCCUAUCCUGAACGCGAUUUCCUAUACAAAUCGCGAAAACGCGUUAUACCAUGAUUCUCUCGGCGUCUUAGCCGGCCUAUCGCCAUGGCUUUACGACCGCUACCAGAUCUUCUCCCACAUGAUGGCAAACCGGCCAGGGAAAUUGAUCGAGAUCAACGCAUUCAAGUCACAUGAUGUGCUCUUUCAAGACGCGAUCCGGAAUUGUGAAGAUGUGGUGUUAGCUGAGAAGGGAGGGAUUGCGAUCCUGAGUUGUGAUGCUGGAAGAGAUAAUUGGAAUACGGUUAUGGGAACAUUUAAAUCCUCUCCCACCCUCCCCAACGGCGCCAUCCAUCUUUUGACCUACAGCACCGACCCCCCUUCCCUCCGCCCCCUCACACUUCUCGACUUCCCCAACGCCCAAGACUUCCACCCCCUCGGCCUCUCCUGGGACCCGAUCUCAUCAACCCUCUAUGUAGUCAACCACGCCCACAACGCUUCCGUUCUGGAAAUUUUCUCGCCCGUCGAUCUGGCUGCCGGAACCGCUACGCACUCGCGCACUCUCAAGCAUCCGCUCCUGCAUGCGCCGAAUGCAAUUCUGGAUUUGGGUGCGGGGAGAUUGAUAGUGAGCAACGACCACUCCAAAUGGCUGAUGGCGAGAAGGUCGAAGCUGCUAGCGCAGAUGGAGACUUGGAGCGGGAUUCCGGGAGGAAGUGUCGUUUACAUCGACACAAAGGAUCCGCGCGCUGAGGAGAAGGGGAAGGUACUUGCGUGGGUGCCGUUUGCCAACGGGGUGGAGAGAUUGAAUAAAACCACGGUGGUAGUGGGAUCGAGCUCAAUGUCAGGGCUCUACUUCUACAACAUCACCGAGGAGGCCGAUGGCACAGUGGAUUUGACGCCCAGCGGCUUUGUCCGCACCCCUGUUGCUGUAGAUAAUCUCUCCUUAGAGGAGAAGACGGGGAAACUGCUGGUUGCCGGACACCCGUUUGCGCCGGCGCUGGUGGAUGUGGCGAUCAGAAGAGGUUCCUGUAAUAGUUCUGAUUUUGAUGGGGAGGUCAGCGAGAAGUGUAAGUGCAAUGCCCCAAGUUGGGCGGCUGAGUGGAGUGAGGAGGGAGGUCUUAGGGUGCUGUAUCAGGGAUAUGCAAUCUGUGGCAGCACGACUGCUGUGAGAGACGGAGAGAGGAGAAUAGGAGUUGUUACAGGUUUGUAUGAUCGAGGAAUCAUGGUCUUCAAGCAAUAGGGGGACUGGAGCAGGGAUACAGAGCAAGCCAAAGGAUGCUGGAUCUGGGUUUACAUAAUGAUGUGGAAAAAGGGGUAUCUACUCAAUUGACAAUGUAAGAGACAGUUGUCCGAGGGAAAGCUCGCAAAGACGCUAAAAAAGAUGGAACUGUUCACCCAAGGGCAGGUGCUACAUCCAGUCCGUCUUGAACACCGGUGCGCCGAUUAGAUCCUGGCAUUACUGCCGCAAAUCACAUUACAAAUGCAAGAAGUAUUCGAGAAAUCCGGCAAGUUUAAUCAGGAGGCUCCUCACUUUCUCACUCUCGCUUCGCCCUCGCUCGCAGAGUUCAAAACCGCCCCGGUGCUCCCUGGUAGUG